AUGGAUGUUUUGGCCUUUUUGGAUGAAGGGUCAUCCUCUACACUCGUGGAGGAGUUUGUGGUUAACGAACUUAACGUGCAAGGAAUUCGCGAACCGUUAGAAGUAACUUGGACAGGCAACGUCAAGCGCUUCGAAAAUCAAUCCCAAAGGGUGGAUUUUAAAGUCUCGGUAAGAGGAUCACGCGAGAUACUAUCGUUGAAGGACGCGCGCACGGUAGCAAUGCUGAAGCUGCCAAAACAAGCCAUGCAUUACGAGGAAAUCGCAGAUCGAUACUCUCAUUUAAGAGAUCUACCGAUAAUUAAUUAUGCCGCAGAGGAACCUCGUAUCAUAAUAGGGUUGGACAAUCUAGAUUUAUUUGCUCCUAUAGAAUCUCGAAUAGGUGAGCCUGACCAACCGAUUGCCGUUAGAUCAAAACUUGGGUGGACUAUCUACGGCCCAGGAAAUACUACUCUGGGUGUAGCGGAAAGCUAUGUUAACGUGCAUUCUGUUGAACCGACGAGUAACGAAGAACUAUUUGAAAUGUUGCGAACGCAAUAUUUACUCGAGGACACCGGUACUGCUUGCAUGACAGCACCAGAAUCUGCUGAAAACCAACGAGCGCGUGAAAUUCUUCAAGCAACAACAAUACGAAUAGGCGAUAAAUUCGAGACGGGUUUGCUCUGGCGUGAAGACGAAAGACAGUUUCCAGACAGUUAUCCUAUGGCUAUUCGACGAAUGAAGGCGCUGGAGAGAAAACUUGAAAAUAAUCCUGAACUCAAACAAAACGUCCAUCAACAAAUAGUUGAGUACUUAGCUAAGGACUACGCGCAUAAAGCUACAGAGGAGGAAUUGGCUAACACCAAGAAAAACGAAAUUUGGUACCUUCCGUUGAAUGUAGUGCUAAAUCCUAGGAAACCAAACAAAGUCCGUCUGGUGUGGGAUGCAGCUGCCACGGUAAAUGGAGUUUCCCUAAACACUGAAUUACUAAAGGGACCGGAUAUGCUGAAGUCCCUGCCAUCGGUGCUCAAUCAGUUUCGACAAUAUCGAAUUGCAUUUGGCGGAGACAUCCAAGAAAUGUACCAUCAGUUGCGCAUACGAGAGGCAGAUAAGCAAGCUCUGCGGUUCCUGUUCCGGUUUAAUCCUGCGGAUGCUCCGAGUAUAUACGUCAUGGACGUGGCUACGUUCGGGGCUAGCUGCUCCCCCUGUUCAGCGCAAUUUAUAAAAAACUUGAACGCAGCUGAUUUUUCUAAGGAGUUUCCUAGUGCUUCGUCUGCAGUUGUGAACAAACAUUAUGUGGAUGAUUAUUAUGACAGUGUCGACUCAGUCGACGAAGCAAUAACGCUGGCAAACCAGGUGAAGCUUAUACACUCUCGUGGAGGAUUCCACAUCAGGAACUGGGUUUCCAACUCCCCACAGUUCCUUGACGCAAUGGGUGAAGAAAAGCUGAAUCCUGCUGUUCACUUCAAUAUAGACAAGAAUACGCAUACCGAGCGUGUUCUGGGUAUUGUGUGGGACCCGAAAGAGGACGUUUUCCUGUUUUCCACCGCCGGACGAGAGGGAUACCAAGCAGUUCUACAUGGAAUGGAAAUACCUACAAAAAGGAUCGUAUUAAGUUGUGUUAUGGCGAUGUUCGAUCCGCAAGGCUUGCUUUCUCCGUUUACUGUGUUUGGGCGCAUGUUGAUCCAAGAUUUAUGGAGAACCGGAUGUGAUUGGGAUGAAGAAAUUGAUGAUGUGUCAUUCCAGAAAUGGAUUCGCUGGACGAAGGUACUGCCAAUGAUAGAAACGAUCAGAAUUCCUCGGAGUUAUUUCGGAAAUGCUACUAUGGAUCAAGUUGAGAACUUGCAGCUGCACAUUGUGUCCGACGCUAGCAAAGGCGCAUAUGGUUGCACGGCAUAUUUUCGCGCUGUAGUGGACGGAUGCGUUAAGUGUGUACUAGUAUCGAGUCGAGUGAAAGUAGCACCGUUGAAGCCGAUGUCAGUCCCACGACUUGAGUUGCAAGCGGCAGUUCUUGGAGCCAGGGUGGCUUCAGUAGUGAAAGAUAGUCAUUCGUUGGUGAUCAAUCAGCAGUUUUUCUGGACAGACUCUACGACUGUGCUCUCGUGGAUAAGGUCGGAUCAACGCAAGUAUAAAGAGUUUGUUGGUCUUCGUAUCGGCGAAAUUCUUACGCGAACAAAUCUGUCCGAGUGGCGUUGGGUCCCGACCAGAAUGAACGUUGCAGAUCAGCUGACUAAGUGGACAAAAGAUCCGGAAAUAAAUUCAACUAGCAGCUGGUUCACCGGGCCGGGAUUCCUGCAAUUACCAGAAGAAGAUUGGCCGAAACAGAAGUUACCACAACCAGGUACAGACGCGGAGCUGAAAGCGCACCUAUUUGUUCACGAUGUGCACCUACCAACACCUGUAAUAGCAAUAAACAGGAUUUCGAAAUGGACUAUUCUGGUGCGAACAAUGGCCUGUGUGUUUCGCUUUGUUUCAAAUUGCAGAAAAAAGAUACGUGGCGCACCAUUAGAUACGCUGAGAUCUACGGAAAUUCAGGCGCAAAGGAUUAUUCCAACCAAUCAUCCUAAAACGCGAAUGCCAUUGAAGUAA
Molecule: messenger RNA, 2565 nt
Organism: Armigeres subalbatus
Lineage: Eukaryota; Metazoa; Arthropoda; Insecta; Diptera; Culicidae
Exons: 1
Coding region: 1-2565 (854 amino acids)
Source: RefSeq, a predicted model, not a curated record